AUGAUCAGCGUCUACCCGCUCAAUUCUCCUACUGCCUCCUCCUCCUCCUCCUCGUUCGCCUCGUUUUCCCUUCGCCAAAUACGGGCACGCCAGCUUUUCCUCCCCGCUCCCCCAAAUGUGCCUUCCGGGCACGAUCGCCAGGUGGUCUCCUAUCUGAAGCACAAGCGGAGGACAAUCAAGAAUCGAGGUUAUGCCUUGAAUUGUCGCGUUCGACGCAUUCAGAAUCAUCAUCAGCCUGCGACUGAUGAUGUGUUGCUCAGGGAUCAGACGGUGGUCAGUCUGCAGGGAUGGCUUCAGUACUACGAGAGCUCAUACUCGACAUUCUUCAACUAUUCUUCAAGGCGCCUG
Mesorhabditis spiculigera is the source of this 348-nucleotide messenger RNA. The record is from the annotation of a GenBank genome assembly. Lineage: Eukaryota; Metazoa; Nematoda; Chromadorea; Rhabditida; Rhabditidae.